Messenger RNA from Anastrepha obliqua, 2240 nucleotides. Its product is annotated as adapter molecule Crk-like. Lineage: Eukaryota; Metazoa; Arthropoda; Insecta; Diptera; Tephritidae. Bases 417 to 1373 code for a protein of 318 amino acids. The record is from RefSeq and is a predicted model, not a curated record. Gene Ontology annotation, molecular function: protein binding. The transcript has 8 exons.
AAAAGUUCUUUUGCAAUAAUAAAUUUUUUGAAAGAAAUUGUUAGUUUCAAUUACAUAUGUAAAUUUGUAUUAGCGUUACAACUUGAAAGUAUGUCAGAUAAUUAUAAUUUUUUUUAUUGAAAUCUAAGGAGUAAUAUUAAACAAAUAACAAUAUAUAAGUGUAAAGAAGGUGCAGUGAAAAUUUGACAAGAUACAUAUGUAAAUGCUUUUAUUUAAGACAAACACGAGACUAACAUUGCAACACCGCCACCAUGCCCCAUUCUAUCCGAACGAUAGACCGUACAUCCUUCAACACAAAACAACGUAUCAUUUUACUACGCAGAGGACCAAGUAUCAGAUACACACACAACAUCAAUACCAGAAGAUUCAAAAAGUAAUACAUACAGUAAUUAAAGUGCCACCGAAAUAAAUCAAUAAUGGAUACGUUCGAUGUAUCGAAUCGAAACAGCUGGUAUUUCGGCACAAUGUCUCGCCAGGAUGCUACCGAAGUGUUAAUGAAUGAACGUGAUCGUGGUGUAUUUCUAGUACGUGAUAGUAACUCCAUCGCAGGUGAUUAUGUGUUAUGUGUAAGAGAGGACACUAAGGUUAGCAACUAUAUUAUAAACAAGAUACAACAACAGGAUCAAAUUUUCUAUAGAAUAGGUGAUCAGCUAUUCGAAAAUUUACCAAAACUUUUAACUUUUUAUACGCUACAUUACCUUGACACGACGCCACUUCGACGCCCUGCUUCAAAGAAGCCAGAAAAAGUUGUUGGCAAAUUCGACUUUGACGGCAGUGAUCAAGACGAUCUACCAUUCAGACGUGGCGAGAUCUUGACUGUUAUCCGUAAAGACGAGGAUCAGUGGUGGACAGCAAAAAAUCAGCAAGGGCAAAUUGGUCAAAUACCUGUACCUUAUGUUCAAAGAUGCGAGGAAAAUACAGAUGAUAAUUGCAUUGAUCGACCCCUGUCGAGUAUAAGUAACUGUGGUAACCCUUUGGGGCCUAGUAAUAGUCUUCGUUCUCCACUUCUGGCGAAUGCCACCUGCAAAAGUGAUGCCACAGAAUCUUUAAUUACUGCAAAUUGCCACCAGUUAAGCAAUUCUCUUAAAAAGUCCGACCUACAUCGAAAGCUACCAGCCUAUGCUCGCGUGAAACAGGCACGUGUACCCAACGCUUAUGACAAAACAGCAUUAAAACUGGAGAUUGACGACGUAAUUAAAGUAACCAAAACUAACAUAAAUGGUCAAUGGGAGGGGGAGCUAAAGGGCAAAAAGGGGCAUUUUCCAUUCACACACGUUGAAUUCAUUGAUGAUUGCGAGCCACUACAUAGUCCCGAAAGUAAUACGACGGAGGCACAUUCUGUGCAAAGCACAAAAAAUGAUUGGGGGGAAUAAGUUAUUUGAGGAAUUUCAUGUCGCAUGUUUUCCUGCGAUGUUUCUCCUUAAUAAAUCAGAACACAAAAAUGCAAAAUAAUGAAUAUGAAAUUUGUUAGUUAUACUAAAGAUAAAACUAGAAUACCAUUAACAAUGAGACAUGAUUAUUUUUUGGAAUAAACAUGAAAACGAUAAAAAAAAUUUGAAUGUGAAUCUUUUCCUACCAAAGGAUUCAUCUAAUUACAAUAAAAAAGCUAAUAUAAAUUUGAAAAACACUAAUACAAAGGCUACCAUUCGCAAUUCACAGAGAGAACGUCGGUUCGAAUCUCGGUGAAACACCAAAAUUAAGAAAAACAGUUUUCCAAUAGCGGUCGCCACUCGGCAGGCAAUGGCAAACCUUCGAGUGUAUUUCUGCCAUGAAAAAGCUCCUCAUAAAAAUAUCUGCGUUCGGAGUCGGCUUAAAACUGUAGGUCCCUCCAUUUUGUGGAACAACAUCAAGACGCACACCACAAGUAAGAGGAGGAGUUCGGCCAAACACCCAAAAAGGGUGUACGCGCCACUUAUAUAUAUAUUGGUUACGCGCCAAUUAUAUAUAUAUAAUACAACAAUUUAUUGCUACAUUAUAACACAGUAUAUCUGUAAGAUUAGAGUAAGAAAUAUGUGUCGAGGAAUUAAGGAGUUGACACUUAGGUUCAUAUUUUUAUAUACAUACAUUUAAAUAUUUCACGAAAGCGACUUAUUUUAUAAAAAACAUAUUAUAUUUAAGUUGAUCUGAUCUGGUAUUUAAUGGCAUGAAUUUAUGUCUGUAAAAAAUAAAUAAACAAUAACAGUUGCUAUUGUGAAAAAACUUUUGAGAAAUAAAUAAUAAAAGAUGCUAUAUUAUUAUUA